Folsomia candida is the source of this 1846-nucleotide messenger RNA. RefSeq names its product homeobox protein Hox-A1. Gene Ontology annotation, biological process: central nervous system development; regulation of DNA-templated transcription; neuron differentiation. The record is from RefSeq and is a predicted model, not a curated record. Gene Ontology annotation, molecular function: DNA-binding transcription factor activity, RNA polymerase II-specific; DNA binding. The transcript is spliced from 4 exons. NCBI's taxonomy places the organism in Eukaryota, Metazoa, Arthropoda, Collembola, Entomobryomorpha, Isotomidae. The coding region runs from base 398 to 1597 and encodes 399 amino acids.
CUUAUGUCUCUCCAAAUCAUCAACACUCACCAAAUGCCAACAAGCCAACUUUCCCAUCAAGGCACCUUUCUCUUUCAUGUCCUCCCUGCACGACUUCAGCCACCAAUUUCUGCACGUCUUUAUUAUCAAGUUGAUCAUCAAAGUACGGCGACUCAAUUAGAAAUUGAUCUGAAAAAAGUGAGAAAUUCAAAGUGUCAUUCAUCCUUUGCAAAGCUGUAAAGUAAGAAAUUGUGCCUCUUUUCACACCACGAAGCUAAAAGAGAAGAGUGUAAUUGAGCAGUUCUCCGUCUCAAUUUGCAACUAAACAUUUUUUAGUCAUAACAUUCUCGAAGAAAAAGUUGACAUAGGUAUUUGUCUCAAAUUACAAAAAGUGCAUAACUUCUCAUGACUCGAUACUAUGCUAAAUUCAGUCAAGCUUCAUGACGGCUUGUGGUCAAUCGGCCUAGCGUCUAUGUUCAACUGGUCUCCGACCUCGGGGUCGUCACAACGUGAGCCUUGUGAGAGUGGGAGUGGUGGUGAUGGUGAGAGUGCCAGUGAAAAAGUAAGCCUGGACAGUGGUAAUAAUAAUAAUAAUAAUAACAGUGGUGGUGGGGUAAAAGAGCAGAGGUCGAGGCAGCAGAAUUUUGACCCGUCUGCAUUAUACCACCAUUUUCCUUUUUCGACAAAUUUUAACCUCCUACGACCCGAAUCGUGCAAGGAGAGCAUUAUGAAGAACGCAGGAGGAAAGUCUUUCACGAUCGACUCUCUGCUAGGAAUUAAUGCGGCGCAGGUUGCAAUUCAGAAUAGAAUUCAUGCCGGAAAUCGCGGUCGCGCUGAGGAAUCUUCCAUCGAUGGAAAUUGGAAUUUGGAUAAGCACCAUGGGUUAGAUCACUGCGGAGAAAAUAGGACUUUUAAUCCAAGGAAGGAACGACAUGCGCCGUAUGCAAGGUCAAGCAAUGCAGAUAAAAUGAGUGAGAAGCCUCAAAAAAAUUCGAGGAGGACAACGAAAUCCAAGAGGGUUCGAACUAUUUUUACACCGGAACAAUUGGAGAGGUUGGAGUCAGAAUUCGAGCGACAGCAAUACAUGGUGGGGCCUGAGAGACUUUAUUUGGCAUCGACCCUGUACCUUACCGAAGCGCAGGUUAAGGUGUGGUUUCAGAAUCGUAGAAUAAAGUGGAGAAAGCAACACCUGGAAAUGCAACAGCAACGACUCGCCAUUUUCCGAUCGCAGAGUUCGCACUCGCACUUGGACAACCGAGAGGAUGACGUCUUCGAAGACGACAGUGAUGAUGACGAAGUAUCCACAAAAUCGCAAACCCCACCCCCGUCAGACUUCUCCUCCUCCAACGCUGGGGGUGGUUCGAUACCCUCCUUCACAGGAAGUCUGACUGCUCAACAACUUCCGGUGAUGGAUGCAGGACCAAGUUGUCCUCCUAACAAAAUGUUCCCAGGAUGCACACCAACUGGUCUGAGAAAUUACACGAGAGGAGGAGCCGCAACAUCCCAGGAGUGCAAUAAAAUCGGAAAUUUCCUGCACAAUAGUGACCACGGUGGUGGUGGCGGUGGGUGUGACGACUCCUCGUCCUACUUGGCACACCAUUCUCCGUCUCUUGAGUGAUCAAAGUGAAUGCAGAACUUUGCAAUAACAGACAGAAUAGAAUUUAUCAGUGCCAAGAAUUCUGAGGUGAAUAUUUCAAUCGUAAAUAUAAAUAUGUAUUGAACGAAGCAGACGCCUGACAGAGAUGAGUUUAUAUUAUAGCUUUGAGCUAUUACCAAAAAUAUAAUCCAGUAAAUACUCAGUGCAAUGUUUAUCGUGUAACGUAAGACAAACUUGUUCAGAUUUUUGUAAGGUGAUUAAAAUAUUUGU